This is a messenger RNA of Drosophila innubila, 5450 nucleotides long. It is a transcript of the gene lbk, whose product is annotated as leucine-rich repeats and immunoglobulin-like domains protein 3. The coding region runs from base 576 to 4670 and encodes 1364 amino acids. Gene Ontology annotation, molecular function: protein binding. The record is from RefSeq and is a predicted model, not a curated record. NCBI's taxonomy places the organism in Eukaryota, Metazoa, Arthropoda, Insecta, Diptera, Drosophilidae. The transcript is spliced from 9 exons.
AAGAUGGAAUUUCUCACAAUUAGUUCUCGUUCAGUUUCCGAAGAGAAAGGUUGUCGCGACGCGUCUAGUGUUUAUGUUUCUCUACGCUUAAUUAAUCGAAAACAAAAGCGCGUGAGUGUUGCGAAUCAAUGCAAAAACUAAACAAAAACAAUAUUAUUUAAUGCAAGUGUACUUCAUAUGUGAGAUAACACAUAAUAACCAUAACGCGCUGCCUUUUUAUAAGGCAGCAAAAAUUCUAAUAGCGAGUGCGAGUGUGAGCCAAAGAGUGAGAGAAACAAAAAGAGAGAGAGAAAGAGUGGAAAAAGAGCGCCCGUGAGCGAGCAUAAAAUCACAGCCGCAGCAGCAAUAACAAAAUAAAUACAUACACAUAUGCGACGAUCAUGUACCAGUCCCAAAAUUGACGACAAUGAAAGCGUGUUGUACAACACUGGCCGCUGCCAAGGCCUCUGCCACAAUGGCGGCAGCGCAGGAAUAACGGAACCGAAAUGUAAGAAAAGCGCACGCGAAGUUGAAUUUUGAACGAAUUUAUCAAGCAAAUUAAAGGCAAACAACAAAGAAAAGCAAAACGCUGCAAAAUGCACGUUUCAGCCAUUAACGGCAAACAACAGGAAAGGCAAAGGGAUAAGGAUUGUGCAUGUGGCGUAGUUAAAAUAACAACAACAACGACAAAGUUUAAUAAUUAUCGAAAGCGACGAAUAUGCAGCAGUAGCAACAACAGCUACAACAACUACAUUAGCAAAAUUCUAAUGACGACUUCAAUUCUGCUGCAACGCCUCGCAACGCUGAGCUUGGGUACCAAGUGGCGACGGCGCCGUCGGCGACGCAAACAGCAACAAAAUAGCGAUACAAUAAUAACAACAGCAACAACAAUGAAAGGCACCCAUAAUGAUAAUUACAAUUAUACUACAACAACACGAAGCAAUGAUUUCAAUAAAAUCAAUAAAUUACUACUAAUUACGUGCAUGCUGCUGAUAACAACUACAACAAUUUGUCAAAGCAAUGUACCCGGCGCUGCUGCAGCGCCGUCAGCAUCGACGUCAACGUUGACGUCUGGCGAAUCGUUAACGUCACCGCUGAGCGCUCUGUUAAAAUCUGGAGGCGCCUCCUACAAUCAACAGUUGCCGCAACAACAACUAUUCGCGAUGCUGGCAAAGAAUAACGGCGGAGGUGGCGGUAUCAACGGUAACGGAAAUACGGCAGCGUUGACGUCAGCAGCAGCAGCAACGCAUCAACAGCAUCGUCAGCGUCAACGUUUUCUGCCACUGCACGAAGAUGAAUCGGAGGAUGCGCUUGACGAAGAUUUUGCAGCGCUGCACAGUCGACUGGAAAUCUCUGCUGUCGCGCCUUCCAUUGCCUCGGCUUCACUGGAAACGAACGGUUUCGUGGCCGACGAUGGCGAUCAAUACGAGCAGGCACAGAAAGCGCUCGCAGCUGCCGAAUCAGCGAAUGCGAAUGCGAAUGCCAACAGAAACAACAACAACAACAACUGCCCAAAGGAGUGCAAGUGUCUGAACGUGUUCUUCGAUUGUGAUAAGCUGCAUUUGGAGCGCGUGCCCGUUCUGCCCAACUAUGUGCAAACGCUGCAUCUGGCGGGCAACAAACUGAACGACAGCACUGUCCUUGCGAUACGGAAUCUACCCGAAUUACACAAACUUACAUUAAAACGCAACCAGUUGGAUGUGAUGCCCGUGUUUAUGGGCCUUGUUUCGCUGAGGCAACUCAAUUUGGCCAACAAUCGCAUACAGCGCAUCUCGAGUGAGGCGCUGGCGAUGUUGCCGAAGCUCAAGUCGCUGGAUCUGAGCAAGAAUCAGCUGCACAGUGUGGAGGCCAACAUGUUUGUGAGGCCCAAUCGAUUGUCGCACUUAAUUCUGAACUCAAAUGAGAUUGGAAGCGUGGAUGAGCAUGCGUUUGCCAUGCUGAACAAUUUGACGGAUCUGGAGCUGAGCAACAAUCGUUUAAGCAGCCUGCCAAUGAGCGUAUUCAAGAAUUUGACUCGCCUCAAGAAACUCACACUUAACAAUAAUCAGCUGGAGAUCAAUUGGUCAACGUUUCGUGGCCUAUUGUCGCUGCAGAAGCUCCAACUGAAGGCAAACAAUAUACGGCAGCUGCAGGACGGCGUCUUUCAUGUGAUGCGCAACAUUGAGAGCAUCGAACUGGAUGAUAAUGGCAUCAGUUCUCUCUCCCGUCAGGGUCUCUUUAAUUUGACCAAGUUGCAUCAUUUGAGUCUGUCGAAUAAUUCCAUAACGCACAUUGAACUGGACACCUGGGAGUUUACACAAUCCUUGGAGUCGUUGGAUCUAUCGCAUAAUUAUAUUAGCGAGUUUAAGCCACAGCAUUUGUUUUGCCUGAAACGAUUGAAGCAACUGAAUUUGUCGCACAAUAAGCUACGGUAUCUGCCGGAGAAUACCUUUGACUGUGUCAAGAAUCUCGAGGAGUUGAAUUUGCGUCGCAAUAAUCUUGCCUGGAUCAUUGAGGAUCAGUCAGCAAUGGCUCCAUUCAAAGCACUACGCAAACUCCGUCGUCUCGAUCUCUAUGGCAACAAUUUGAAGCAAAUCAGCAGCAAAGCUCUUAACGGUCUCAACAAUCUUGAGCAGCUCAAUCUGGGCAGCAAUGCAUUGGCCAGCAUUCAGCCAAAUGCCUUCGAGCAUAUGCUAAAGCUACAGAAGCUCAUCUUCAAGUCGGACAACUUUAUUUGCGAUUGUGAUCUGCUGUGGUUCCGUCAGUGGCUACUCGGUCGAUUUGGCUCUCAAGUUCAGCAGCUGCAACCCAAUGUCGUUUGUGGUUAUCCGGAGCAUCUGCUCGAUCGACAGAUGUUUACGCUUACCAAUGCCGAGCUGGUGUGCUCUGAUUCACCCAAACCGGUGAUACAGAAAGAGCCCAGCAAUAUGCUGGCCGUCAAGGGCGCCAAUAUAACACUAGAGUGCAUUGCCAGUUCACCAGCAGCCGCCUCAAUGGCCGCCGCCGAUGAGCUGAAGAUCAUAUGGCGCCACGAUAAUCAGCACGUAAUGGAGCGACAAACAAUACACGAUGGCGCCAGCACAGAAACCCAAAUACAUCACGAUCAGAGCAGCAAUCAAACAACCAUCUAUGGCUAUCUGCGUCUCUCCAAUGUCAGUUAUGAGAGUGCCGGCAGAUAUCAGUGCGUUGUCUCCAAUGCCUUUGGCACAACCUAUUCACAAAAGCUACAAAUAUCCAUUGGCAUACAUCCCAGCUUUUUGCAUGUGCCCUCAAAUCUCACACUGGAUGCUGGCGAAACGGGUCGUUUGGUGUGCUCGGCCAGCGGUGAUCCCAUGCCGGAGAUGGCCUUACAAAAGAUAGAUGGCAGCGAUUUUCCCGCUGCGACGGAACGGCGUCUCCAGGUAAUGAGAGAGGAGAACGCAUUUCUUAUCACAAAUGCCAAACCCAGCGAUUCGGGUAUUUACACUUGCACUGCUAAAAGUCCAGCUGGAGAGAUUAAAGUGAAUGCCACGCUCCUCGUGAAUGAUAAACCGCAGCCCAGCAUUCCCUUGGUGCACAAGGAGGUGGUCCUGGGGCGCACCUGUGUCCUGGAAUGUCUCAGCGAGUCGACCAAAUUGGAAAUGGAUCAACCACAUCGCGAGUGGUACAAGGAGAACAAGCCACUGCACAAUUCACCCACGGCACAGGAUACGGAAAGAUAUUUCUUUACGAGCAGCAAGGAGCUGCUGGUGAUUGUGAAUGCUCAGUCCAAUGAUGCGGGACACUAUCGCUGUGAGAUCACCGACAAUUCACGCACACUCACAUUGCAAUCGGAGCUGCUGGUGGUCAAGGAGAGUCUCAAUAUCGAUGUACUGCUGCUGGGCGUGGUCCUGCUGACCGUAAGCUGUGUCAUGAUUGGUACCUGCAUCAUCUGGUGCACAUUACGCUAUCAACGGCGCAAGUUGCAGCUCAGUCAUGCCACAAGGACCCAUGCCAGCAGUCAGCACACGUUGCAAAUGGAUCAAACGCAGCUGACGACGCUGAAUCGUACACAACUGCGACCACAUCAAUCGCAGCUUGUUCUCGACGGCUUGCCCAGUUCACAGAAGCAACAACAACACCAGCAGCAGCAGCAAUCGCAGUUGCGUCCACGCAGCUUGGCGGACUUGGGCUGUGGUGACGGACAGACGCACAGUCGACUUAUAGUAACAACGACGCCAUCGUAUGAGCAGCGCUGCUUGGAGCAGGGACUGACACUCAGUUACUUGCAGCAGGCGGAUUUAGAGACACAGCAAGAUCAUUUAUCUAGCAAGGAUUCGGGAACUGGCUCGGAUGCUGCCGUCAAGCGUAGCCUCGAGGAUUUCAGUGUGGCCUUGUCACUACGCCGACAACGUCGUCGGAUUGAUGACGAUGACGACGACGAUGAACCGGAUGAUGACAACGAUCUACAGUUUGCGCCCACACGUGCUCUAGGCGUCUCUGAGUACGAUGACAUGGAACUUUACGAGCUGAAUCACAGUGCUGCAGAACAACAGCGUUUUCUACGCAACAACAAUCAUAACUAUGAUGGCGGGGGCGUGGGCAUUGGCAUGGGAAUGGGUUUGGGUGCGAACGUGCAUGUGGAUGUGGCAAAUGCUGGUGCUGCAACGCCGCCAGUGCUGCCGCGCAAGUGCAGCGCACAACUAAACAGCAACAGCGUUGACUACAAGCAAUCCACCACGGUGGACAUUUAAGAGCAUAAACCAAAGCAAACAAACUGCAAAAUCAACCAAAUUAAAAUGCAAACACCAAAAAGAACAAUCUCAACAAAUUGUUGGGAUUAACCCAGCCACGCCCCCAAAAGGAAACAAUCCACCAGCCACCCAAAAAUGUAAAAAAAAAGAAGAAAAAACAAACGAACAAAGACUGUUAAUCUAAAUAUGAAAAAGUUUAUGUAAAAUGUGACGACGCUUGCCUCGAGAGAAUAAUGGCCAGAAGGCGGCCUUUAAUAAGAUAUAUAAGAUAUAAAUAUACAAAAAUAUAUAUAUGUGUAGGGAUAUGUAUAUAUUGGCUAACCGUUAUGGCAGCUAGAACAUACCAGUGUCUUCGUAAUUUAUGAAAUUAAAUGGAUUUAUUAUUACAUACAUGUAACAUUUAAGUUUAUAUAUACAUAAAAUAUACAUAUAUUUGAAUUUUCUAUAUGUUUAUUUCGCUUGUGAUAUUAUUUAUUAUUUUUGAUUGCUGUUCCAGUUUUAAGGCAUUAUUAUAAUUAACAAUUUGCAGCUGUAUAUAAGUAUAGCAUCUAUUUAAUUUUAAUUAUAGAUUGUAAGUAAUAAUUUGCCCGAAAUCGGCUAUGAUUUGCUAAAAAAAAAUUAAAUGUGAAGCUGAUAUCCUAUUUUAGCCACCUUUAUGUUGAUUUUGUAAUUUGAAAUAAUUUUUAUUCAAAAUUUGAUAAACAUAAAUGUAAAUUGAUUUGCCUUAUGCUUAAUGGCCUUGACUAAAUAUUAAAAAAUUAGACACGUAAGUUAUAAAAA